AUGGCAGAAUAUGAGGAAGCCUACGAGUACGAUGAUUAUGAGGAAGAGGAUGCAGGAAUCACGGCCGAGGACUGCUGGGCAGUCAUAUCGUCAUUUUUCGAGUCCAAAGGUCUGGUCUCGCAGCAGUUGGAUUCCUUUGACGAAUUCGUUUCUACGACCAUGCAGGAGUUGGUGGAGGAAAACUCUCAACUCACCCUCGACCAGAAUAAUCCGCCAUCCUCGGAUGACAAUCCGAUCGCCCUUCGACGAUAUGAAAUUAAAUUCGGAACAGUCUUGUUAUCACGACCUGCCAUGACCGAAGGAGAUGGCACCACGGCUGUCAUGUUGCCACAGGAAGCCCGUCUACGAAACCUGACCUACUCGAGUCCACUCUACCUCGAAAUGACGAAGAAGGUCUCGGUAGCAGUCGAGCGCCCAGUCUCUCUGAAUGAGAUGGAUGAGGAGCAACUAGCAGAACAUCACAGAACUGGAGAAUUUCCAACAAGGCUUCUUUGGGAGGAUGAAGAUUCGGGACAGGAGAUUACAGCCGCUGGUGAUAAGCAGGAUAAGAUAGACAGAGUUUAUAUCGGGAAGCUCCCAAUCAUGCUCAAGUCUAAAUACUGUAUUCUCAAGGAUCUCGACGAAGACGAACUUUAUGGUUGGAACGAAUGCCCGUACGAUCAGGGAGGCUACUUUGUUAUCAACGGAAGUGAAAAAGUCUUGAUUGCUCAGGAGCGCAGUGCAGCCAACAUCGUCCAGGUUUUCAAAAAGCCCCUUCCCAGUCCAACUCCUUAUAUCGCAGAGAUUCGAAGCGCCCUGGAAAAGGGAUCCCGACUCAUUUCUUCGAUGACCAUCAAGCUUUUCGCAAAAGGCGAUGGCCAGAGAGGUGGUUUCGGCCAGACGAUCAAGUCUACUCUUCCUUACGUCAAAAGCGAUAUUCCUAUCGCAGUGGUGUUCCGAGCUCUCGGUGUUGUUUCUGAUGAGGAUAUUCUAAACCACAUCUGCUACGACCGAAGCGAUACACAAAUGUUGGAAAUGCUUAAGCCAUGUAUAGAAGAGGCUUUUGUCAUCCAAGAUCGUGAGGUUGCAUUGGACUUUAUUGGGAAGCGUGGUAAUAGCAAUACUUUGACGCGUGACAAGCGUGUCAGACAUGCUCGUGAUAUCAUGCAGAAAGAGCUGUUGCCUCAUAUUUCACAAAAGGAGGGCAGUGAAACCCGAAAAGCAUUCUUCUUGGGCUACAUGGUUCACAAGAUGUUGCAGUGUGCUCUAGGACGGCGAGAAUGCGAUGAUCGAGAUCACUUUGGAAAGAAGCGUCUGGAUCUUGCUGGUCCCCUGCUCGCAAAGCUCUUCCGCAAUCUCUUUAAGAGACUGACGGGGGAUGUUUACAAGUAUCUACAACGAUGUGUUGAGAACAACCGAGAGUUCAAUUUGACACUUGGAGUGAAAUCCACCACAUUGACGAACGGACUCAAAUACUCGUUAGCUACUGGUAACUGGGGAGAUCAGAAGAAAGCUGCACAAUCGACUGCUGGUGUAUCUCAGGUGCUCAAUCGCUACACCUUUGCGUCUACACUGUCACAUUUACGUCGUACCAACACUCCUAUAGGACGUGAUGGAAAGAUCGCAAAACCUCGGCAGUUACACAACACUCACUGGGGUUUGGUCUGCCCGGCUGAAACCCCUGAAGGUCAAGCUUGUGGACUUGUCAAGAAUUUGGCUCUGAUGUGUUAUGUCACUGUUGGUACUCCCAGUGAUCCGAUUAUCGAGUUCAUGAUUCAACGUAACAUGGAAGUCUUGGAAGAAUACGAGCCGUUGCGCUCGCCCAAUGCUACCAAAGUGUUUGUCAAUGGAGUGUGGGUUGGGGUCCAUCGUGACCCAGCUCAUUUGGUUCGUACCGUGCAGCACCUUCGUCGGUCUCACUUGAUUUCACACGAAGUAUCUUUGAUCCGAGAUAUUCGAGACAGAGAGUUCAAGAUCUUCACAGAUGCAGGCAGAGUGUGUCGGCCCCUUUUCGUCAUCGAUAACGAUGUCGACAGCCAGAAUAAGGGCAAUUUAGUUUUAAACAAAGAUCACGUAAGAAGACUGGAAGAGGAUCAACUCAUGCCAGCCAAUAUGGAUCUGGAACAAAAGGCAGAAGCUGGGUAUUUUGGUUUCCAAGGGCUUAUCAAUGCCGGUGUGGUUGAGUACCUAGAUGCCGAAGAAGAGGAGACCGUCAUGAUCGUCAUGACGCCAGAAGAUUUGGAUAUAUCUCGUCAACUGCAAGCUGGUUACGCGCUUCGGCCAGACGAGAGUGGAGAUCUGAACAAGCGUGUCAAGGCGCCUAUGAAACCUACGGCGCACAUUUGGACGCAUUGUGAGAUCCAUCCAAGUAUGAUUCUGGGUAUUUGUGCGAGCAUUAUUCCCUUCCCGGAUCACAAUCAGUCUCCUCGUAAUACUUAUCAGUCUGCUAUGGGUAAGCAAGCUAUGGGUGUUUUCCUCACUAACUUCGACGUACGUAUGGAUACCAUGGCAAAUAUCCUCUACUAUCCUCAGAAGCCGCUUGCAACAACCCGUUCAAUGGAGUUCCUCAAAUUCCGUGAACUUCCUGCUGGACAAAACGCCAUUGUAGCUAUCGCUUGUUACUCUGGUUAUAACCAAGAAGAUUCCGUCAUUAUGAACCAGAGCAGUAUUGAUCGUGGACUCUUCCGAAGUCUGUUCUACCGUGCAUACACCGACCAGGAGAAGCGAAUUGGUAUGAAUGUUGUGGAGCAAUUUGAGAAGCCAUUCCGCUCUGAUACACUCAAGCUUAAGCACGGUACAUAUGAUAAGCUUGAUGAUGAUGGAAUCGUUGCCCCAGGUGUUCGUGUCUCCGGAGAAGACAUAAUUAUUGGAAAGACAGCGCCAAUGGCACCUGACGCAGAGGAACUCGGACAACGUACAAAAGCUCACACAAAGCGUGAUGCUUCCACCCCGUUGCGAAGUACCGAAAAUGGUAUUGUUGAUCAAGUGCUGAUUACAACCAAUGCUGAAGGUCUUCGCUUCGUCAAGGUUCGCAUGCGUACAACGAAGAUUCCACAGAUUGGUGACAAGUUUGCUUCCCGUCACGGGCAGAAGGGUACAAUCGGUAUCACCUAUAGAAUGGAGGAUAUGCCUUUCACAAGCCAGGGUAUAGUUCCAGAUCUAAUUAUCAACCCCCACGCCAUUCCGUCGCGUAUGACUAUUGCUCAUUUGAUCGAGUGUCAACUGAGUAAGGUCUCAACCCUCCGUGGUCUGGAGGGUGAUGCAACUCCCUUCACCGAAGUCACCGUUGAUUCCGUGUCAAAACUGUUGCGUGAUCAUGGGUACCAGUCUCGAGGGUUUGAAAUCAUGUAUCAUGGACAUACGGGAAGAAAGAUGAUGGCCCAAGUCUUCCUUGGACCAACCUAUUACCAACGUCUUCGUCACAUGGUCGAUGAUAAGAUCCACGCUCGUGCGAGAGGACCGGUACAGAUCUUAACAAGACAGCCAGUGGAAGGUCGUGCGAGAGAUGGUGGACUGCGUUUCGGAGAGAUGGAACGUGAUUGCAUGAUUUCUCACGGAGCUGCUGCUUUCUUGAAAGAGAGAUUGUUCGAAGUUUCUGACGCUUUCCGCGUGCAUCUUUGCGAUAUCUGUGGGCUAAUGACCCCUAUUGCAAAGCUUCAAUCUCAGAACUUCGAAUGCCGAUCUUGUAAAAACAAAACAAGAAUCUCUCAAAUCCAUAUUCCAUAUGCCGCUAAGCUACUUUUCCAAGAGUUGGCAUCAAUGAAUAUUGCUGCAAGAAUGUUCACCGAGAGGUCUGGGAUUUCAGUGCGUUAA
Messenger RNA from Glarea lozoyensis ATCC 20868, 3792 nucleotides. Its product is annotated as beta and beta-prime subunits of DNA dependent RNA-polymerase. Gene Ontology annotation, molecular function: DNA binding; DNA-directed RNA polymerase activity; ribonucleoside binding. The record is from RefSeq and is a predicted model, not a curated record. The coding region runs from base 1 to 3792 and encodes 1263 amino acids. Gene Ontology annotation, cellular component: RNA polymerase II, core complex. The transcript has 3 exons. NCBI's taxonomy places the organism in Eukaryota, Fungi, Ascomycota, Leotiomycetes, Helotiales, Helotiaceae. Gene Ontology annotation, biological process: DNA-templated transcription.